This is a messenger RNA of Aethina tumida (small hive beetle), 1605 nucleotides long. It is a transcript of the gene rasp, whose product is annotated as protein-cysteine N-palmitoyltransferase Rasp. Gene Ontology annotation, biological process: protein palmitoylation. Gene Ontology annotation, cellular component: endoplasmic reticulum. Lineage: Eukaryota; Metazoa; Arthropoda; Insecta; Coleoptera; Nitidulidae. Bases 85 to 1566 code for a protein of 493 amino acids. The transcript is spliced from 6 exons. Gene Ontology annotation, molecular function: palmitoyltransferase activity. The record is from RefSeq and is a predicted model, not a curated record.
CGAAAGGUUAUAAAUGAAUUUAUUAUUCAAAAAUGCGAAUACAUUUGUAAAGAAUUGCAUUUUAUGUAGAAGUAUAUUGAAAAAAUGUUCUUAUUCUAUUUACAAAAGCUUAAAACAGAAUCAUGUGUAUUUUUAAUAGUUUGGGUUUCUUUUGUAUUUUAUUCCAUAUAUUCAUUUAUAGUAAAUACAAAACCAUAUUUUAAUAAUUAUCAAGAUGUAUAUGAUGACUUUGAAGAAGGCUGGAGAUUUUUACAACAAAGAAGAGACGUAUCAGAUACUGAAUUUAAUGACAUUAUUUUUAUGUUUGUAUCUGUUUGGCCAUAUAUGAUCUUAGGUGUUGGCAUUAUUGAAGUACAACUUAAAUAUGCCUGGCACACUUCUGUGAUAAAAAUUGUUCAUAUUCUCUUUACUUCUUUAGUAAUUGUGCUGCAUUUUGGAUUUGCAGUAUUUGGAAUACUAGUUAUUCAACCAAUUGUAUACACAGUCGUAUUUUUAAUUUUUAAAAAUAAAAAAAGUUUAUAUGUGUGGACUAUAGUUGAUCUCAUAUUACUUGGAUAUACACCAUAUGAUACAUUAAAAGAAUUUGGCUUCUCAGACCAACAAGUACAUAUUUUCUCUGUAUGCACUGGAUGGCAAAUUUUAAAAUGCGCGUCAUUUUAUCUGGAAUUAAAAAGUUUGACACUCUCUGAUAUAUUAAAUUGUUUUUCAUACAAUUUUUAUCUACCUACAUAUUUUUCUGGUCCUGUCAUAUUGUACAAUGAAUAUGAAAAGGUAUUUGAUUAUAAAAAAUAUAAACCUUUUAAAUUGAGAAUCCAAUCUGCCAUAAUGAAUCAUAUAAGGCUGAUAUAUUGGUUAAUUUUCACAUAUUUUAGUCUUCAUUAUGUAUACAUUAAUGCUAUACGAUAUCAUGUGGAGUUUCUUUACAAACUCAAUUCUUGGAGUUUAUAUGGAUAUGGAUAUCUCAUGGGCCAAUACUUCCAUUUAAAGUAUGUGUUGUUUUAUGGUAUUAGUACUAAUUUGGCAAGUUUUCAAAAUAUGGAAGUUCCAUCCUUGCCAAGGUGUAUUGGUAGAAUACAUUUAUAUUCUGAUAUGUGGCGGUACUUUGAUGUUGGAUUGUACAAAUUUUUAGUAAGAUAUAUAUAUAAGCCAACAUUAAUAUCAAAAUCCAGUUUUAAUAAAAUUAUAUCAAGUGGUAUCACAUUUGUCUUUAUUUGGAUAUGGCAUGCCUUGAAUAAAACGACUUUUUUAUGGGCAUUUCUUAACUACACUGCAGUUAUGUGUGAAUCUGUGGGUAAUGAACUUUGCAAAACAACAUUUAUACAAAAUUUAGAAAGAAAAAUAGGUUUAAAAAUGAUGCAUCGAUUAAAAUGUCUUUGUUCAGCUCAUCUCAUGAUACUUAAUAGCAUAUCAAAUUUUUGUUUCUUUGCUGGUCUUGAUGUGGCAAAUAUAUUUGUUGAUAGAAUAUUGGAAGACUCUUUACCAAAAACUAUGGUAUUAAUAUUUGCAUUCUACACAUUAAGUGAAAUUUCCUCUGCAAUAAGAAUGGUACCCGCAGCAACUAUGUAAUUUAGGAUAAAAUAUAAAUAAAAAAUAAACACAAUUUAA